AUGACAUUUCAGUAAUGUGCAAUGUUAAUAGGUGCUUAUAUUUCUUAUUUGCAAACCUUUAAUUUACAUAUAAACAAGACGAAAUGAAUUGAUUUACAUUCAAUUGCUGUGCUGCGGUGAAUAAAUGAGAAAGGAACACUUAUAAAUUAGCAGGGAGUUUAUUCGGCAAAUUCUAUCUUUUUUUAUAAUCGCAGUUUACUAACACUGUUGAACUGUACACUAUUUAAAAAAAAAGUUCAGAGUAAAUGUUAACUAUGUCUUCUCACUUUUAAAUUUCAAAAUGAAGGUACAUACUCAAUACCGUUUAUAUGGAAUAAUUCGCUUAGUGAAAAUCGCAAGAAAUGGAAAAAACUUGAUUAACUACACAGAAGAAAACAGCAACGUUCAUGUUGUAAUUAACAAUGACGCCGUUAUGGGUUUCCUUAGCAGAACUACGAGAAUAUGAACGCAGAAGAAUGAGCGGGAAUUUCACAUUAGCAGACGACAAUGAAGCAUAUGACGAUUCAAUCCUACCAUUGCUAACCAUUGCACAUGAUUUAUACAUAUAUUAUGUUCCAGUUAUAAUCUGCCUCGGGACGCUUUUAAACCUGUUCAUUACUCUGGUUUUGUUGAAAACAAGAUUACGAAAGAGAUUUCACUCUCAUAUUGUUGCGGCCAUUGCAAUUUGCGACAUUGGUUUUUUAGUGGCUUUACUAUUUAUUUGGAUUAAGGAUCAGGGUAUUGAAAUAUACAGAGUUCCCGGAUUAUGUCAAAUGGUCAUAUUUAUGAGUCAUUUUUUUCCAUUUUUGUCAUUUUGGCAUAUGAUUGCUACAUGUUUCAUCAUAAUGAUUUGUCCUAAAAAUCAUUGUUUGACGCAUACUUGCAACAAUGUAGGCAAAGCAAGGACAUUGGUUAUUUCUCUUUCGAUAUUUACGUUUACUAUAUACAUCUACAAGACAUGGACAAACGGAGUUGUAAGUGUAAAUGGAGUAAAAUUCUGCACGAUUCUACCGGAAACGGAAGCAGCCAUGAGCAUCUUAAACAUUUUGGACAUGGUUGUUCUACUACUCUUGCCAUUUUUCUUGUUAAUAUUCUUUCAAAUUCUUACAGUAAUCAAUUUUAUCCUAAAAACUGUUGUUACUAAGAGUAUUGGAAGAUCAUAUCUUUGCAGGGACUAUUUCAAAGUGAUCUUUGCAUAUUCCAUUUGUUUUCAUAUAUUUGUUGGUCCUGGAUGUAUCUCGAAGAUACUUGUUUUAUUCCGGAUGACACAUGAUAAAACUCCAACUUACAAUUUCAAGGAUAUAAUCAUCGAAAAUUUCAUCCAAUAUAUAUUUUACACUUACUUUGCCAUCAAACCAUUGGUCUAUAUGAUUGUCUCCAGGUCGUUCAGAUAUCAUUUUAAGGAGCUCAUUACAAAAGCAAAGCAAACUAUAAAUAUAACACGAACUUUGGUUACCACCAGUCAGUCUCAAGAACAAACUUUGUUGUAAAUGCGUAUCAAUAUAAACGUUUAAACCAUUUGGAGAUUAAGAUUUCCGGUUGGGAACGAACACGAGGCGUUCGACUUCAAUUUAACGAAUUACACAGGAAAUAUAAUGUCCGACGAUAGUCUUGUUUUAUUGUGUUGGAAAGGUCCUAUGGAUUCAAAGGAUUACAGUAUUUGUUGCUAUAUUAAAGAUUAAGCCGACUUGUCAUGUCAAGUCAAAUUCAAUUUCCUAUGUGCGUGUGCGAAGCAUGGUUUAGAUGCUUUGGAAAUAUUACUUUUCUGAUGACAUUUACCCACUCAAUGGAAAAGGGAAAAACAUUCAAGAAAAAUGCUGUAAUAUUAUCUGUCAUGCAAGAAUUGCACAAAAACAAAACAACUUAUAUAAUGUUCAAAGAACAUUGCCUUAAGACACUCAGUUUCAUGAAUUAAUGAUCAGAUUGUAAUAUCCAUAACAUAAUUGUGAUGAUUUAGAGAGCAUCACAAUUCAGUUGUAUGUUUGUUCGAUUUUACAGAUUGCAAAAUUUAUAUUUGUAAUCUUGUUUCAAUAUUUAUUGUGCUCAUAAUGUUUAACAUUUAAAAUUUUCAAUGCUAUGUUUUCAUUCAGACUGAAUGGUCUCUAAACGCAUUCAGUAUUUUUUUUAAAUAGUAUAAACUAAUAAUCAUACAUAACAAAGUAUUUUAUUACUUGAAACCAUAUUAAAAUGCACUUAAAUUACACCAGCAUCAAAAGUUUCACCAGCAAGUUCAUAACUGCGAUACCAUGAAAAGGUUUUUACAUUAUAUAAAAAAGAUAUAAGGUUUCAUGACGCACUCCUAAUGAAAUAAACCAUCAUACAAAUAAUCUGCAAUCUGAAUUGAUUGAUUGAUUAAAAAAUAAUUUUAUCAUUUGUUAUAUCUGUUUGUAUUAUCUUCUUAUUAUUUUCAUCUGAUCUAUUUAAUCUAUGAAAGAAUAUUGACAAUAUGAAGAACUCUUUCCAAUGGUUUAUAUUGUUUCGAUAAUUCCAAGUUCGUUCAUAACAAUGUAUAAGAAAGACUGCAUUUUUUUAAUUUAACUAUUUAAGUUGUGGUUGCUAAGAUAUGCCAUA
Molecule: messenger RNA, 2550 nt
Organism: Mytilus trossulus (common blue mussel)
Lineage: Eukaryota; Metazoa; Mollusca; Bivalvia; Mytilida; Mytilidae
Exons: 2
Coding region: 402-1469 (355 amino acids)
Biological process (GO): G protein-coupled receptor signaling pathway
Cellular component (GO): plasma membrane
Molecular function (GO): G protein-coupled receptor activity
Source: RefSeq, a predicted model, not a curated record